This is a messenger RNA of Cylindrotheca closterium, 1230 nucleotides long. The record is from the annotation of a GenBank genome assembly. NCBI's taxonomy places the organism in Eukaryota, Bacillariophyta, Bacillariophyceae, Bacillariales, Bacillariaceae.
AUGAAGUUGGAUAUAAGAGCACUCCUGGUCUGCGUUUGGUGUACAGCUACCAUUGAAGCGUUUACGCAAAGCUCACAACAUCUUUACAAUCCAGCAGCGCAACAACAACAGCUGGUGUCAAGGAGACAACAUAUUAGAACACAGAACCCAAAUCCAUUCACAGACAAUGAAGUGGCUACAAGGGUCGUGAACAGAGCUCUGUUUUCUUCCGUCACAUCAACUGAUUCUACGGUAUUUUCUUUGCCGUCCUCCAUAACGUCAUCACCCAUGGGAAGAUUCAAGGCGGCCUUGACCAAGUUUGGCAUGAUGUCAUUCAUCGCUUCCAUGUGCCUCGCUUUGCCCCUUGCACUCUUUCCACCCUUUGCCUUGCUCAAGUUAAGAUUGAUCAAUCGCAUCCAAAAGGAACAAAUGGCACUGCAUGCCGGUCAGUUCUGUGCCAGAUGGCUAAUGAGGCUCAUUCCAUUUGCGUCUGUGAAAACCAUCCCAUAUCAUGAUGAGAAUCCCGAACCCUCCAUCUGGGUGUGCAAUCAUGUUAGUUCAUUGGAUAUUUUCAUGCUGUUGGCAACAGAUCUGAAGCUAAGAGGAAAGAAUAAGCGUCCCAUGAAAAUUGUAUACUGGAAGCAACUCGAAGACAAUCCAAUCACCAAACUAUUGUUCCAACAAUCUGGAUUCAUUCCCGUCCAAAUGUCUGCCAAUAAGGCGGGAGAAGCCAACGAUUAUGACAUGAAAUCUUUCAAAGCACUCCUCAAAUCGGCCAAGCAAGCCUUUGACGAAGGCUUUGAUAUUGGAAUCUUGCCCGAAGGUCAAUUGAAUCCUCAUCCGGAAGAGGGACUGUUGCCCUGUUUUUCGGGCGCCUUUACACUGGCGCGCAUGUCCAAACGGCCCAUCCACAUGAUGGCACUUCAUGGAACCCAUCGUUUGUGGCAUGCCCGAGAAGACAUUGACAUGACGGUCACGGGACGCGAUGUUCAAGUGCGGUGUUAUCCAAAGGGACGGAAAUACAAGUCUGGAGAAGAGUUCUUGGCGACCUUUGAAGCAGUGGUUGGGGAAUUUGGAACCAAUGGACGAGACUUGGAAGAUGCCGAAUUGAAUGCAUGGUUGGAUGGUUCCAAGUGGGAGCAAAUACAAGCGGCAAAAGCAGAAGACGAAAAGAAAAUCUUAGAAGAACAGCAAAAGCGAAAGCAAACCGCGAAAGAAGAGCAGCUGCAAAUGGCACAAGGACGACGAUGA